GAUCAUUGAAUUUGACAAAAUAAUAAAAUUCUAUAUGAUUAUUUAAAUUAUCGGAUGACAUUUAAAUUACAACAAAAGAUGGCGAUACAGUAUAAAAUUGGUCAUGAUUUCAAAGAUAAAGCAACAAGUAAAACUCUCACUAUGGAUAUAAUCAAAGCAAAACAUCGUCAUCGUCAUCAUCAUCAUCAACAACAACAAAUUAUUAUUACUCGAUGUUAAAAUCAUCGCUUAUUUCAUCAUGACAUCAAAUAACCAAACAACAAAGGGGCCAAAUAUCAACUCGAAACAAAAAUUACCAAAGUUGAACAAGUUUGCGAAAGCUCAAAAAUGGUUUAGUAGGCUCAAUUUUGCUUAUGAAUUAUCCAAAUCGAUUAGGAAUGAUUUUCGUAAUUACAAAGAAAUAAAUGAAGAAAUUCUUCGCAUUGAAGAGACCAUCAAUGAACUCGAAAAUAUCGAUGACAAUGAAAAUGAUGAUGAACAAGAAUUGCGAACAACAAUCAUUCAUAAUCUACAACAAAGAUUACAAGAUUUAAUAGCACAAAGAACCAGAUUUCCCAUAGAAACGGCCCGAUCGUUUGUUAAAUAUUCUGGUGCUGUUUUGGCUGAAACUGGCGUUACUUUAGCAGCAGGUAUUUUAAUGUCUAAUCCACCAGGUUUGGUUAUUACUGCCGGUUGUAUUGUUAAUGUCCAACCGAAUCAAUAUCCAUGGAUGGUAUACAUGAAAUUAAAUUAUCUUCCAUUGCAUGAAUGGCAAAAACCAAUGACAAGUUCAUGUGAUGGUUCCAUUAUCAAUGAUCGAUGGAUAAUUUCAGCAGCUCAUUGUUUUGCACCUAAUGGCUAUAAUUUAAGUGAAAAUAUUGUAUACUUAGGAUCACAUAAUAUCACUAAAACAGAGGAAAAAAAUCGAAAAAUAAUCAAGGCUAAAAAGGCCAUAAUACAUGAAAAAUAUGAUAAAUGGAAUAUAAAAAAUGAUAUUGCAUUAGUCGAAUUAUCUGAAAUUAUUGAAUUCAAUGAAUAUAUAUCGCCUAUUUGUAUGGCCAAUUCAUAUGAAGAAUUUGAUCACGAUAAUUGUCAAACACUUGGAUGGGGUAGAACGGGUGAACAUAUGGAAAAAUCCAGUACAUUGAAAAAAGUUGUACAAAAAUUACGAACAUUGGAUGAUUGUAAAAAAUUCUAUUCAGAUUUAGAUGAUACACAAUUAUGUGCCGGCACAUUAAAUCAUGGACCUUGUACUGGUGAUUCUGGUGGACCAUUACAAUGUUUAAAUCAAAAUCAAUCAUCAUCAUCAUGGUUUAUCAAAGGAAUAGUUUCAUAUGGAUCACCACAUUAUACAGAAAAACCAGCUGUAUAUACUAAAGUUUCAGCAUAUAUUGAAUGGAUAAACAAAACAAUUGAAAAUAAUCAUCAUUGUGAAUGACGACGAAUCCAUCAAAAAAAAAAAAAAAAAAAUG
Molecule: messenger RNA, 1451 nt
Organism: Dermatophagoides farinae (American house dust mite)
Lineage: Eukaryota; Metazoa; Arthropoda; Arachnida; Sarcoptiformes; Pyroglyphidae
Product: chymotrypsinogen A
Biological process (GO): proteolysis
Molecular function (GO): serine-type endopeptidase activity
Source: RefSeq, a predicted model, not a curated record